AUGUGGGUUUUUGGUUAUGGUUCUUUAAUUUGGAAAGCUGAUUUUCCAUUUAAAACCAAACUUGUAGGAUACAUUAAAGGUUAUAAACGAAGAUUUUACCAAUACAGUGUAGAUCACAGGGGAAGACCUAAUAAACCAGGAAGAGUUGUCACGUUAUUGCCAUCUCAUUCCGAGGAUACUGUUUGGGGAGUAGCAUAUGAAAUAUACAAGAAAGAUGAAAAUUUUGUUAUAGCGCAUUUAGAUUAUAGAGAAAAAACAGGGUAUAAGAAACAACUUGUUACAUUCUAUCCAACUAAAGAAGUAAAUAAUAAGCCAACUGGAGAUGCAGAGCAGGCUACAACCAGCGAUGUUAAAGAAGAAUUGUCGGAAAAUUUGAUGGUAGAACCUUUCAAGCUCAUGAUUUAUAUUGGAACUGAAGACAACAAAUGGUAUGGAGGACCAGCUUCAAUUGAAGACAUUGCAAAACAGAUACAUGAAUCAGAAGGUCCAAGUGGAACUAACAAAGAAUAUCUAUUUAAUUUAGCUGAUGCAAUGAGAAAAAUGGCACCACAUGUUAAUGAUGAGCACUUAUUUGCUUUAGAAAAAGCAGUUUUAAAUCUUGAGCUUUCAGGCGAGAAAAAGGAAAAAAGCUUUUUUGAAAAUAAUUAA
This is a messenger RNA of Pediculus humanus corporis (human body louse), 648 nucleotides long. RefSeq lists its product as uncharacterized. The coding region runs from base 1 to 648 and encodes 215 amino acids. Lineage: Eukaryota; Metazoa; Arthropoda; Insecta; Psocodea; Pediculidae. Gene Ontology annotation, molecular function: glutathione specific gamma-glutamylcyclotransferase activity; gamma-glutamylcyclotransferase activity. The record is from RefSeq and is a predicted model, not a curated record. Gene Ontology annotation, cellular component: cytoplasm. Gene Ontology annotation, biological process: glutathione catabolic process. The transcript has 2 exons.